AUGGUCCAGCUUAAACCGGUGGACGGAACAGAUUAUUACCUCUGGAAAUACCUCCCGUCAAUCCCAGCGGCCGCCGUGUUCAUUGUGUUGUUCACUGGCAAUACCGGCGCCCUCUGGUGGCGCACGAUCAAGGCGCGGUCGUGGUUCUGCAUCCCCUUUGACAUUGGUGGAUUGUUUCAAAUGAUCGGCUAUAGCACCCGCGUGUUUGCUCACUACCGGACCGACCUCAUUGCGCCUUACGCAGUCCAGAGCAGUUUCAUCCUCCUGGCACCCGUCUUCUACGCCGCCUCCAUCUACAUGGUGCUCGGCCGCCUCAUUCGCAGCGUGCACGGCGAGCGCUUCUCCAUCAUUCGGCCCGCGAGGAUGACCAAGCUGUUCGUCCUGGCGGAUAUCCUGUCGCUGAAUGUGCAGGGGAAUGGUGCCGGGCUGACGGUCAAGGACAAGACUCAGAAGAUCGGGAAAUACAUAGUGAUCGCUGGCUUAUUCAUCCAGCUGAUUGCGUUUGGAUGGUUCGUUGUUGCUGCGUUCAUGUUUCACGUGCGGAUGCGGAGAACCGUCGGCAAGGAUCCAAGCUCGAGGCCGAACGUCCCCUGGAGACAAGGCCUGAUGAUGAUAUACAUCUGCAGUGCGUUGAUCAUGGUGAGAUCUGUCUUCCGUGUGGUCGAGUACAUGAUGGGCAUGGAUGCGUAUCUGCUGUCACAUGAGUGGCCGACGUACGUCUUUGAUGCGGCCCCGAUGUGGACUGUACAGAUGACGUUUCUUCUUUGGUUCCCGGAUAGAUUGAAACCGGAGCAACAUGGUGGUAGUGAAGAUGGGCAUGUACUCAUGGGGAAUGGCUCGCCGAUGGAGUAGCGUGAAAACUCCCACUGGACUCUUCAAAAUACGUGGAAAUGGUUCUGUUGCAGGGGCAUUGUCAUAUUGGGAAAGUUAACUGUUUGAUGCACG
Molecule: messenger RNA, 945 nt
Organism: Cladophialophora immunda
Lineage: Eukaryota; Fungi; Ascomycota; Eurotiomycetes; Chaetothyriales; Herpotrichiellaceae
Exons: 2
Coding region: 1-852 (283 amino acids)
Cellular component (GO): membrane
Source: RefSeq, a predicted model, not a curated record